Molecule: messenger RNA, 917 nt
Organism: Cutaneotrichosporon oleaginosum
Lineage: Eukaryota; Fungi; Basidiomycota; Tremellomycetes; Trichosporonales; Trichosporonaceae
Cellular component (GO): nucleolus
Molecular function (GO): RNA binding
Source: RefSeq, a predicted model, not a curated record
CUAACUUCAACCUCUCUAUUCUCCAUUGCACUAUCCUCUCACAUAUCCAUCAUCAUGGCCCACAAGUCGCAUCGUCAAAAGGCCCUCGCCGCCCAGCUGGAGGCACGCCCAGAAAUCUCCCUCGUCAAGCCCAAGGUCCCAAAGAAGAAGCCUGUCUCCGAUGGCAUGGAGGUCGACUCGGACGACGAGGGAGUUGUCGUCGGUUCCGCUCUCGCCUCUGCCUCCGGAGAGGCCUCCUCAUCUGGCUUUGCUCCCCUUUCUGCCAAGGAGCAGUCGAGCGUGCUCAAGAACGAGUUCCGCCGCGUUCCCAUUCCGCCCCACCGCAUGACUCCCCUUAAGCGUGAAUGGGUCAACAUUUACACCCCCCUUGUUGAGAUGCUCGGUCUCCAGGUCCGCAUGAACGUUAUGCGUCGCGCUGUCGAGCUGAGGAGCUCGGGGCAUACCAUUGACACCGGCGCCAUCCAGAAGGGUGCCGACUUCGUCAAGGCCUUCGCUCUUGGCUUUGACGUCAACGAUGCCAUUGCUCUCCUCCGUCUCGACGAUCUCUACAUCGACUCGUUCGAGGUCAAGGACGUCAAGACAUUGCACGGUGACCACCUUGCCCGUGCCAUCGGCCGUAUUGCGGGUGAAGGUGGCAAGGUCAAGUUCACCAUCGAAAAUGCCAGCAGGACGCGUAUCGUGCUCGCCGACACCCACAUUCACAUCCUCGGCUCCGUGCAGAACAUUAAGAUUGCGCGCGACGCGGUUGUCUCGCUCAUUCUUGGCUCCCCACCUGGCAAGGUGUAUGCUCACUUGAAGACGGUCGGCGCGCGGAUGAAGCAGCGGUUCUAGGUGUUGGGAUUGGGCUCGAUAGAUCAGGCUUCGUUUACUAUGUUGUUCAUGCUAUACCCGUCUUACAGGCCGUAAAGGCUCGAGAG